GCCCAUGCUGAAAAAGAAGAAGACUACUGGGACUCUGUACUCUGGAGUGAUGAGACCAAGAUAAAUGUUUUUGGAAUGGAUGGCUUCAAAACUGUAUGGUGUCACAAAGGUGAUAAGUACAAAGACAAAUGCAUGGUGCUUACAAUGAAACAUGGUGGUGGUGUCAGUGUUCUUCUGUGGGUCUGCAUGAGUGCUGCUGGUGUCGGGGUGCUGUAUUUCAUUGAUGGUAUCAUGAAUUCACAGAUGUAUUAUGUUGGAUGAGAAGUUUUCCAAUAUGACAAUGAUUUAAAACACACAUCUAAGGCCACUGUUGCAUUUCUGA
Messenger RNA from Staurois parvus, 322 nucleotides. NCBI's taxonomy places the organism in Eukaryota, Metazoa, Chordata, Amphibia, Anura, Ranidae. The record is from the annotation of a GenBank genome assembly.